AUGGCCUACGAGCCUCGCGGAGACUACAAUGAUCGCGGCGGCGGCGGUCAAGGACAGGAUGGAGGAUUCGUCAAAGUUAGAGGUCGACAGUACCCAACUAUAAGGGCUCAUACAUUGGCGAAGCUGAGAGACCUAGCCCAAGCUACAUUAUUGAUGUUUGUAAACGGUCUGGGAUAUAUACUGGGCGCUGCGCUAACCGAGGGCCAGAUGCUGCCACCUGUCGCAAGGCCGACGAAUCCGGCAGACACCAUUCCAGCCAAACAUCUACACUCGUCCCUGAACAAGAUCAAACAUCCUGUCAACGUGGUUCGAUGGACGCCAGAAGGCCGUCGACUUCUCACCGCCUCGACCAGUGGUGAAUUUACACUAUGGAACGGCACCGGCUUCAACUUUGAGACGAUCAUGCAGGCACACGACUCGGCAAUUCGCGCGCUAGAAUACUCUCACAGUGAUGACUGGCUCGUGUCUGGUGACCACGAUGGACUCAUCAAAUACUGGCAGCCCAAUUUCAACAACGUCCAGAGCAUCAAUGCUCACUCGGAUCCGAUUCGCGAUCUGGCAUUCAGCCCCAACGACGCCAAGUUUGUCACAGCGUCCGACGACUCUACCUUGAAAGUGUUUGACUUCGCUUUGGGAUCGAUGGAGACAAAGCUGGAAGGACACGGCUGGGAUGCCAAGUCAGUCGACUGGCAUCCGACAAAGGGUCUCCUGGUUUCGGGUUCCAAGGACCAUCUAGUUAAGCUAUGGGAUCCGAGGACAGGUCGUUGUUUGACCACUCUACAUGGACACAAGAGUACGAUUACCAAAGUUCUGUUUGAAAGAGUACGGGGUAGCUGCUUGGCCACUUCUGCACGAGACCAGACGGCGCGUGUUUUUGACCUGCGCAUGAUGCGCGACAUUUGUUUGCUCAAAGGCCAUGAAAAAGACAUUUCCACUGUCGCAUGGCAUCCUGUUCACGCCAAUUUGCUAUCUACUGGCGGCAUGGAUGGCUCACUGUUCCACUACCUGCUCGACUCACCCAACACGCCAGCAGGCCAGCAGCUCACCGUGGCGCCCUACGACAGCCCGGACCCGACGACAACUCCGGCACAGUCCAUCUGGCCAACUCACAAACUCUCGUUUGCGCAUGACUACGCGAUCUGGUCGCUCGAUUGGCACCCGCUAGGCCAUGUCUUGGCAUCCGGCUCCAACGACAGAAUCACGCGCUUUUGGACACGUGCGCGCCCCGGCGACACGGACGUCUUCCAAGAUCGCUACCACAUCGGUGAAGCGGCGGCGGAGGUGCAAGGCACAUGGGACCGCCGCGGCUACCGUCGGCAGCGGCAAGAAGAAGAGCAGCAAGAGAUUGAAGAUGAGAUGGACGCGCUCGUCGACCAGGAUGCGCAACGGCCUGCCAACGGCGCUGGCGGGCUUUCCUUGCCUGGCAUUCCCGGUCUCCCGCUUGGCGGCGGCAGCAUGGUGCCUGGAAUAGGGUCGGCCGUGCCGCCGCCUCCUCUGAUCCCAGGUGUCGGCGCAAACGGCCUUGUCCCCCCGCCCGGCCAGUUCCCGCCGCCUCUUUUCCCCAUGCCAGGCAUGAACGGCGCUCCCCCGCCGCCUCUGCCGGGCUUCGACUCCAACAACCCCCCGAACCCGAUGCAGCUGCUCGAAAUGAUGAAGAAGGCGGGCAUGCCCCUCCCGCUCCCGGGCCAGCUACCGCCAGGUCUCAUACCGCCGCCCGGGGCGGGCGGCUUGCCGAUUCCCCCGCCUCCUAUUCCCAUGGGCUUGGAUAAGAACAGUGACAACGGCCGUCGACGAGCCCCUUUGCCGAGCCAGGAGGACAGCCUGCGGGAAGAGCAACGACACGGACACUACAAGCGGAUACGGUAG
Molecule: messenger RNA, 1866 nt
Organism: Cordyceps militaris CM01
Lineage: Eukaryota; Fungi; Ascomycota; Sordariomycetes; Hypocreales; Cordycipitaceae
Product: protein PFS2
Exons: 2
Coding region: 1-1866 (621 amino acids)
Cellular component (GO): mRNA cleavage and polyadenylation specificity factor complex
Molecular function (GO): protein binding
Source: RefSeq, a predicted model, not a curated record